Messenger RNA from Vollenhovia emeryi, 3370 nucleotides. Its product is annotated as CD151 antigen-like. The record is from RefSeq and is a predicted model, not a curated record. The transcript has 7 exons. Gene Ontology annotation, cellular component: membrane. Lineage: Eukaryota; Metazoa; Arthropoda; Insecta; Hymenoptera; Formicidae. Bases 532 to 1326 code for a protein of 264 amino acids.
ACUUCAAAUCAGUCGCGCUUCGACCUUCGCCGCGGGUGUGCUUCGCGCGCGUCGCUCUCUCCCCUCCUCGCUCCACGGCCGUUUUCGUACGCGCGGACGUCGUUCUCGCUCCAUCGUCGUUCGCGAUCGCGAGGUGACGAGCGUCGGAGACGCGAGUCCGGUGUCGCGCCGCGUUCGUGCUACUCCUUGGGGAUUUUGCGUCUCUCUUUCGCGCCGGGUCUCGGGAGUGCCGGGAUACCGCCAUUGCCGCGAGUUGCAUCGCCGACGGGCGGUCGUGACGCGCGUCGCCCAGGGAUCAUCUCGCCGGUGGAUGCUGCGGUGCUGCUCGUCGCACGUCCCCGCGGCUGCCGAGAAGUCUACAGUCUCAAGGACCGCCUGAUCGAAUAGCUGCGUGUGGAGUAGAUAGCUUCGAGGACUUUGAAAUAGACAUGUGCGUCGAGGAUCAACCGGACGUUGUUCGCCAAUGACGCAGGCAACGGUGAGCAGGUGACAACGAGGACCGUGACGCACGCAGCCAACAAUCGACUGAAAAUGGCCAAAAGCGCCGAGAGAUUACCCGGUACUUCUACCAGACUUAGGACCAGGGACGACGGCUGCUGUUCCGUGAAUUUCUUGAAAUACGUUCUUCACAUUUACAACGUGGUGUUGUUUUUGUCCGGACUGGUUGUGGGUGGCAUCGGUAUCUGGACGGUGGCGGCGAAGCACAGCUACGUGUCCCUGAUGUCCACGUCGACGUAUCCCACUUUGGCCUACGCCCUGAUCGUCGCAGGUGUGCUGGCCGUCAUCGGUAGCUGGCUCGGAUGCGGCGGCGUAACUUCUGAAAAUCGAUGUGUCCUCCUCGUGUACGUCUUCGUGGUGAUGGCGGUGCUCGUGCUGGAGGCCGGGGUCGGCGCGCUGGCGCGCCUCUACGAGGAGCAGGUCGGCCCCGAAUUGAAGAUGAAUCUGAACCGCACCUUCCUCGAGAACUAUGCCGUGCGAUCCCGGGAGACCGCGGCCAUCGACCAGAUGCAGAGAGAGUUCAAAUGCUGCGGUGCCUUGAGAUUCGAGGACUGGCUCGUGAGCGAGUGGCAUAAGGACGAGGAGGUCCUCAGGAACGGCAGCGUCGUACCUGACAGCUGCUGCAAGACGCCGACGUUACUUUGCGGGAAAAGGGAUCAUCCCUCCAAUAUUCAGUACACGGGCUGCAUUUAUAAGUUCCUGGAGACGACGAAGGACCAUUUGAUAAUCUUGGGCGCCGUCGGACUGGGCCUGUCGGUCCUCGAGCUCUUCGGCAUCGUUCUCGGGUCCUGCCUGUAUAUAAAGCUCAGGCACGACUUUGACGACUGAGAAUUACUUCAAUGCCCCGAGGGCAACAACAACGGCCAGUCGUGGUGCAGAUACAUGCAGAGCAAUCCGGAGACCAUUUGAUCGUCGGAGUAGGGGCGGGAAGACGGGCGAUUACAGCCGCGGGACCACGCGGAUGAAAGGGAACCAUCCUCGGCCGCGGACCCUCGUUUACCGCUCCCUCCCCCCGACGCAUUCAGAAGGGUAUCAACAAGUGAAAAUGGAGGUAGCGAUGAAGAAGCGGCGCCGUCUACGCCGCUCGUUGCCUCGCUCCCCGCGAACUUUGCGCGAAUUACGUGAUCACGGACAAUCAAAGGGGGGGUAAAAACACAUAAAUUGUGGAAGUCGAUCCGACGUCGUCUCGGGUCGCGGUUCGAAGGCAGAAAGGUGCUUCUAAUCGUUGAAUACUUGCGCAACGGAGUUGGGUUUAAAGCUCGCGCGCAUUGCCGAUGAUAUUAAGUCCUCUCGGAGACGGCGCCAUUAUAGAAUGUUAUAAGAAAAAAGAAACUGCGAAAUGUAACACGAAGAUUGCUCUUGAAAUCGAUCGGCUUUGUUCGUGCCUUCAUAAUGAUUCAUUUCUCAAUGGUGCCGUCUUUAUUGCUGUCGUUCCGAAACUUUCAAGGGCAAUGCCGGCAGCUUUUAAAUCCGGCUUUAGUGCCUUCUCGAACAGCGUUCCCACGCGAGAAAUUACGAAGAUGCGAACAGUUUUGAUAAAUAAGAGUGCGUGGGCGCACUUGCGGUUACGCAGGACCAGUAUAAUUAUCUCGAGUAUGUAUCUAAGGUCUUUCGCGAUCGUCCGCGCGAGACUCUCACGACUAGCCGAAGCUGUUAGCUCUCGCUGUCAAUGGUGUUGAAUAUUUUCUGUGGUACUUUUCCCCCGAACGGAAACGAGCCUGGAUCCUUUUUUAUAGCGCAUCGUCAGUCCACGUUGACGUUAAUUACAAGAGCUCUAAUCUCCCUCGCCGAACGCAAUAUUUUAUCAAGCUCGGCGAGAUUUCGCACGUGCGGAGGGGCGCUGACUCCGCUCGAUACUGCCAUUUGCAAAUUUGCACAAUUUUCAAUCGCGAUCCAAGUAACGAUCGUGUCGUUUUACGGAGCCAUGACAAAAGAAAGGAAAAAUCUUUCGCGUCGAGGGAGAAGCCACGUCUGACCGUCUGGCUUCUCCCGCGUAACAAAAAGAUCUGAUCGAGUCGAGUAAUGUCGAUUUUCCUGCAAUCGGAUCGCGCGUCAUCGAGUUUUAGUUGCGCCUCUUGAGUUCUUUCCCUCGCCUCGCAUCGAUGGAUAAAUAAUCGGAGGAACCACCUGUGCUGUAAACACGAUGACGGAUCGAUCUGUAUCCGGCAGCGAAGACAGGGCGGAAAUCGACUUGAUAGAACUGUAAACAGUGCCUUGAAGAUAUUGUUAAGCUCAGAGAUAUUUUAGAGUACGCGUAAAAAGAAAUAAAAGAAAAGAAAGAAAUGACGUCGCGGCGGUGUAAAUUAUUAAAGAGGAACCAGCGGAGAAAGAAAAGGAGAGACUUUAGCGUGUAACAAAUUUUACACAUACGCACGCACACACACGCACACACACGCGCACACACACACGAGCAGCAUGUAUAUAUCCGUUGCUUCGCAAACGAGUACAAGCCUUUGCACAUUAUUUAUGAUAAACGCUUUCAUCCGCCGUCGGAAACGGGAGCGCGCCGCUCGAAUCGGCAAUUGCGAGCCGCAGAAAUUUUCCCGCCGAUCUAUGCACCGAUUGUCCCACCCUCCUCGCACCUCCCUUAUAUUGUAUCCCGCACGUUUUGCGAAUUUUGAUACGCAAGUUAUUUCGCCGAUCGUUGACAAUUACAGCCUCGCAAUUGCGGAUUCCACCGGAUGUUCUCGCGCUCGAGAAAGUCCAAACAUAUUUUACUACUGUACCAUUGCGUCAUGUUAUUUUAAUCUUAAUAUUAUCGUCCUCACUUUGCUAUUAUGUACACAUAUAUUAUCGACUAGCGUUUAGGCGGACUUUAUACAUAUUGUACAUAUCAAACGCUAUUCUGUUACAAAUAAAUGUUUAAAUCGUA